AUGGAGUUCCACGGUCUUCCAAGAAAGGAGCUUCAAGCUCUUUGCAAGAGGAACAAGAUUCCAGCUAAUAUGACCAACGUUGCCAUGGCCGACGCUCUCGCAGCUCUUCCUCAGGUUGAGGGAUUGGGCGAAAUUGUGAAUCCAAUGAAAGGUGGUGAUAUUGCUACCCCGGCUGUUCAACCUAGAACAGCUGGUAAGACUACAACUCAAAGGAAGCCGGUGAAAGAAUCAGAAAGCUCUAAGAUCUCUACACGGCCUAACCGUGGGGCGCGAUCUGGAGUAGUUGAAGGAGAGGCUGAGCAAGAGAACAAAAAUGCAAAUGUCUCUGAUACUCCUGCUGUUGUGCCGUGUAGCAGGAGAAAGGCUCCUGCAGUUUCUACUCGCAGAAAGAAGGAAGUGAUCAUUUUAGAUGACGAAGAAGAAGAGAAUGAGGUCGAUGAAAAGCCAAAGGAUGUAGCGGCUAAAACUCCUGCUGUAGUGCCUAAAAGUAGGACAAGAGCAGCGGGCCGAUCAGUUCGCGACAAGAAAGAGGUCUCUGAUGGAACUUCAUUGCAGAACGCGUAUAGCACAAGGAGGUCCGUGAGAGUGUUGGGCAAGAGCUUGUCAAAGGUUAGCUUGGUGGAGACUGAGGACAAGGAGCAGACCAAGAGCGAGGAUGUUUCUGAAGAUGGGACUAGUUUGCAGACAGAAUCAAAUGCGGUUUCUCAGAACAAUGAUGAAGUGGAAGCUUCUUCUGUAAACAAAGCUGGUUCAGAAGCAAAAUCAGCUGAUGCAGCGGAUGUGUUGCAGGCUGAACCAGAAGUGGAGGGCUCAGAGAAUGUCAAUCAUGUGGAAGAUGCAAAUGAGGACCCAAGUUUAAAUCUGCAAAACAGUUUUGAGAAUUGUGUAGAUUCAAAUGAAGCAGAAUCUGAGCUGCCUGAACCCGAGGAAUCUGGUGAUACUGAUGAAAUUGAAAAUAAGGAAAGCUGUGGAGAGGAACAAGACCAAGCUAUGGAGUUUGCUUCCCCUGAAGAGACUCCUCUGGAAGUUACUGACCAAACUAUUGGUGAUACUGCUGAAAUUGAAAAUAAGGAAAGCUUUGGAGCCAAGCAAGAUCAAGCUAUGUGGUUUGCUUCCCCAGAAGAGACUCCUCUGGAAGUUGCUGACCCUAUUGGUGAUACUGCUAAAAUUGAAAAUAAGGAAAGCUUUGGAGAGGAACAAGAUCAAGCUGUUCCUGAAGAUUUUGCUGCCCCUGAAGAGACUCCUCUGGAAGUUACUGACCAAGCUGUUGGUGAUACUGCUGAGAUUGAAAAUAAGGAAAGCUUUGGAGCCGAGCAAGAUCAAGCUAUGGAGUUUGCUUCCCCAGAAGAGACUCCUCUGGAAGUUGCUGGCCCUAUUGGUGAUACUGCUGAAAUUGAAAAUAAGGAAAAUUUUGGAUUCGAACAAGAUCAAACUAUGAAGUUUGCUUCUCCAGAAGAGACUCCUCUGGAACUUGCUGACCAAGCUAUUGGUGCUUCAACCGAUUUGGUGUCUGGUGAUAUUUCUAUGGAAGUUGCUAACCAAGAAGAUGUUGCUGACUUGUCUGUUGAAGCAUCUGAAGAAGCUUUCAAGGGGACUGCUGAAGAAGCUAUUGUUGGCUUGUCCGUUGAGGCAUCUGAUGAGGCAUCUAAGGAGAUUUCUCACCAAGCUAUUGCCUCUUCAACAGAUGUGGUGUCUGAUGAGGCUCCUCUUGAAGUUUUUCACCAAGAAGAUGUUGCUGACUUGUCUGUUGAAGCAUCUGAAGAAGCUUUCAAGGGGACUGCUGAACAAGCUAUUGUUGGCUUGUCCGUUGAGGCACCUGAUGAGGCAUCUAAGGAGAUUUCUCACAUUGCCCCUUCAACCGAUGUGGUGUCUGAUGAUGCUUCUAAGGAAGUUGCUGAGCAAGAAGAUGCCACUGGCGUGUCUGCUGAGGUAUCUGAAGAGGCUUUUAAGGAGACGGAGGAACUAGCUAUUAUUGGCUUGUCCGUUGAGUCAUAUGAAGAAGAUUCUAAAGAGAUUUCCCCUGUCGACGUUGUGGUACCUGAUGAUGCCAAUGUCGAUAAUCUUGACGGUAUUGCUGACAUGGUAUUUGAAGAGGUAGAGAAUAUAGAGGGUGCAGUUUCUGCUAUUCUAGCCGUAAAAAAUGAAACUUCUGGUAGAGCUGAAAAUGAGGGCGUAAAAGAAAGCGAUGUUGAAAAGGUAAUUCUUAAACUUUCAAAGAUGGAUCUUACUAUAAAGAAAGAGGCUGACCAGAAUAAUGCAUUCCAGAAGCUGGAAGUAGAAGCACAAGCUGAACAACUUGCCACAGAAGAAACCGCUGAGCUUGACAGUACAAUUUCUGAUAUUCUAGCAGAAAAAGCUGAAAACGAGGGCGAAAAAGAAAGCAACGAUGUUGAAAAGGUAACUCUUAAACUUUCAAUGAUGGAUGUUUCUUCUGUAAAGAAAGAGGCUGACCAGAAUAAUACAUCCCAGAAACUGGAAGCGGUGGUUCAAAACAAUGAUCAGAAAACUAGUAUUGCGGCUGAAUCAGUGGCUUUUGAGCAGAUAAAGGAAGAACCCAUUUGCUCACCUCAGUUAGAAACUAAGGAAAAGUUGAAAACCAUUGAUGUUCAGGAUAUGAGUAUGAGGAGGCUCAAAAAGUUGCUGAAAUCAGGAACCAAGGAAAUUUCAAAUGAGAUGCAAGCAGUUACUAGUGUGGAGAGUAGUGACAUGAACAAACAGUUACUGAAUUCAGGAACCAAAGAAAUUUCUAAUGAAAUUCAAGCAAUUACUGGUGUUGAGAGUGAGAUGAACAAUCCUAAUAAGAAGAAGGAAAACUUGAAAACCAUAGAUGUUCAAAAUAUGAGUAUGAGAGGUCUAAAAAAAUUGCUGAAGGAGAAGUUAGAUGGAAAACUAGCCAUGACUGAUAAUGAAGAUGUCCAAAUGCAGGGAGAGGAGAAGAAGAGAACAGCACUGCAAGCACUGCCGCAAAAUCAAAAUCAGUUGGCUGAGCAAAAGGCCUUGUAA
This is a messenger RNA of Lathyrus sativus (Indian pea), 3003 nucleotides long. Lineage: Eukaryota; Viridiplantae; Streptophyta; Magnoliopsida; Fabales; Fabaceae. The record is from the annotation of a GenBank genome assembly.